GACUCAAGGUUUAUUAUGAAUAGCGGCGUAUAAACUUGUAAAUUAGUAUGUCAGUCCAUUCAAUGAUCGUUUGCGCAGAGAACGGCAAGCGUGUGUGAUGCAACCAUCUAUGUAAUAUUUUUACUUCAAUGUGACGAGAAUCUCAAAUAUGGCAUACAGAAUAAUUGGCCUUAUUUUUCUAAGUAUGAUUAGUGACAUUUUAUCCCAGUGCUACAACGGUCAUUUAUACGGAGCUAAGAUUGAAAAGAAGAAGUUGAACUUCACUCAAAUAGCCGGCCAAGUUGGGUAUGCAGUGCAAGAAUAUGACGUGACCACGCAAGACUCGUACAUCCUUAAACUGUUCCAUAUUCCAGGAGAUAAAACUAAGCCUGUCCUGUUAAUGCAUGGGGCAAUCGACUCGGCGGAUACAUUCAUCAUUCGUGGGAACACUUCCCUAGCUGUUACCCUCGCUAGAGCAGGUUAUGACGUAUGGAUUGGGAACGUUCGAGGCAACAGAUAUGCUCGGCGCCAUGUUUAUUUGGAUCCUGAUGGAGACCUCGAGUUUUGGGACUUUAGUUUCCAUGAAUACGGGAUUUACGACCUUCCAGCGAUUAUAGACUUCAUUUUAGAACAAACUGGAGAAAAAAACCUAAGUGCAAUCGGUCAUUCGCAGGGAAACACAAAUUUCCUAGUUCUCGGCGCAACAAGACCAGAAUAUAACGAAAAGGUGAAUUUGCUAAUUGCUCUGUCGCCUAUGUGUUUUUUGAAUAAUGUGAAAAAUGUUGUGUCGUUAAUGAUUCGCUUGUCACCUAUGCUGGAAUUCAUUUAUACAUUAGCGGGACGGGAAGAAUUUCUCGGUGAUGACACAGCUCUCGGUCAUUUAUUCAGAUCAUUCUGUGGUUGUAAGUCAAGUUAUGGCGGUUGCGCUUAUGGGAUCUUCUUUCCCAUCGCCGGCAGUGAUCCGAACGAAAUAGAAUCAGACUUUUUCCCCACUAUUGUCGCACAUUACCCCGCCGGAACUUCGAAAAAGAAUGCAGUUCAUAUUUCACAAAAUGCCAUACAUACAAAUUUCACAUAUUAUGAUUACGGUCUCAGAAAUAUAGACGUUUACAAUGCAAGGACUCCCCCUGUAUAUGAUUUGAGUAAAGUGACGAUGAAAGUUGCGUUGUUCGCCGGUGAAAACGAUCAAAUCUCCACUUUAAAGGAUGUAAAACUGUUACGGAGUAGAUUACCGAAUGUAGUAGAAUAUAAAAUUGUAGAUCAUAAGAGGUUCAAUCAUAUUGAUGCUGUUUGGGGUCGGAAUGUACAUAAAUAUCUUUUUCCAGAUAUUCUUAAAGUUUUAGAAACAUAUAGGUGAUAAGAAUAAAAUAUGUCGUGUCCCUUUACUUCGCCUGCUAUUCGACGGUUUUUGCCUUCCCGCCUA
Messenger RNA from Maniola jurtina (meadow brown), 1402 nucleotides. RefSeq names its product lipase 1-like. The record is from RefSeq and is a predicted model, not a curated record. The transcript has 2 exons. The coding region runs from base 149 to 1336 and encodes 395 amino acids. Gene Ontology annotation, molecular function: hydrolase activity, acting on ester bonds. NCBI's taxonomy places the organism in Eukaryota, Metazoa, Arthropoda, Insecta, Lepidoptera, Nymphalidae.